Messenger RNA from Penicillium paradoxum, 600 nucleotides. RefSeq lists its product as uncharacterized. The coding region runs from base 1 to 600 and encodes 199 amino acids. The record is from RefSeq and is a predicted model, not a curated record. Lineage: Eukaryota; Fungi; Ascomycota; Eurotiomycetes; Eurotiales; Aspergillaceae. The transcript is spliced from 2 exons.
AUGCCUCCUAGAAUGAAAAGGCUUACCCCUGACACUAUGUCACAGCAGCUAGCUAUGCCUAGCGACAAUUCCCUUACAGACAACGCUAUUGGGGCCUCCCCUGAUAGGCUAGCCAAACCCGGGCCUCCUGUGACUCAAGAAGCCAAAGAGGCCAAUCAGGACGACUGGAAACAAGCUGCAAGAGUGAAAGACCCCGAGAUCGAAGAAGCGCUCAAGCACAUCGAAAAUGCAGAGAAUAUGCAACGAAUCAUCGACGACCUCCUCAUCCAGUACGACCUGUACGAAUUGCACGAACCAUGCACACCACCCAACCCAGAGGUCUGGGGCAACGGAAUCGCAUGGGCGGAUAAGACCCGUCAGUGUUGGCUUGAAUUCAUCGGCUCGAUCAUAGAGGCCCAGAACAUAAUCGAAGAUCAGGAUCCCGAGGCUCGCGUGCGGCUUAGGGAACUUCUCAAGGAGUGUGUUGAAUACGCUUGUUCGCAAGAGGGGAUGCUCGAUGAUCUUUUGUUCUUUGAGUUUGCACCAGGUCCAUACUUUGUUCAGGAUGAGGGUGAUAUUCCGCCCGAACAGACGCCGGAUUUUGAUCGUACACGGUAUUGA